Messenger RNA from Monosiga brevicollis MX1, 3720 nucleotides. RefSeq lists its product as uncharacterized. NCBI's taxonomy places the organism in Eukaryota, Choanoflagellata, Craspedida, Salpingoecidae. Gene Ontology annotation, biological process: peptide catabolic process; proteolysis. The transcript has 16 exons. Bases 1 to 3720 code for a protein of 1239 amino acids. Gene Ontology annotation, molecular function: metalloaminopeptidase activity; zinc ion binding; peptide binding. The record is from RefSeq and is a predicted model, not a curated record. Gene Ontology annotation, cellular component: cytoplasm.
AUGAGUGCAGCCGAGGCGCCGGCUGAGCUGGUUCAGGCUUGGCAGAAUGCGGUCAAGCGUACCCUGUUGAGCUGGCAAACGCUCAAAGUGCUCGUUGAUAACGAGGCUGGUGGCGAGGAAACCAGGGAUAAGGCUGAAUGGCUCUGCACGGUCACCGCUGAUUGGAUCUGCGAAAUCCCCGACGACCCCCCCACGGCCGAGGAAGUUGACGAGUAUAUUUGCGAGAUUUUGCGUAACGAGUUCUCAGUUGUGUGCAGUGAUGGUGUAGCUGUCGAGAUUGCCAACGUGCUGUGCACCCUUUUCCGCGCUUUUCAGGCGGGUGACCAAAAUGUGCUGGAGAGCCACCGUCCCGCGCCCGAGCUGAACCGUAACCAAGUCUCUAUGAUGCAAGGCACCACGGACCUGGAUGAUGAUGAGGAUCAAGGCCCCGCGCCGUCGCUGGUGCCUGCCAACCCCGCACCCACCAGCGCCCGGGCGGAGCGCAUGGACGAGGAUGGCACCUCGAGCGGCAAUGAAGAUUCUGAUGGCUGGACCACCCCUCCCGCCACCAUGGUGGUCCACGAGAAUCGCGUGCUGUUGCCACAGCAGCUCACCCCGGUCCGCUACAACGUGGAGCUCUCCCCGGACCUCGUCAACUUUACUUUUGGAGGCAAGGUUGUGCUCCACACGACCGUCAAUGAGGCCGCCUCCUCUGUUCAGCUCCACGCGCGCGAGCUCAGCAUCAAGACAGCUCAUGUGGUGCAAGGGGGCAAGAAGAUUGAGGUGCCCGAGUUCUCCAUCAACCUGGCCAAGGAGAUCCUGACCCUCCAGUUUGCCGAGACGCUGUCCCCGGGUGAAGCCGAGAUCCACAUUGCCUUUGACGGCAUCCUCAAUGACCAAAUGGCAGGAUUCUACCGCUCCAGCUACAAGGACAUCAAUGGAAACUCGAAGAUCAUGGCCACCACUCAAUUCGAGAGCAUUGACGCACGCCGUGCCUUCCCCUGCUGGGACGAGCCCGCCGCCAAGGCCAUCUUUGAAAUUACCUUGGUGGUCGACCAGCACCUCACUGCCAUCAGCAACAUGCCUGAAGCCUCCAACAUUACUCUUUCCAACGGCAAGCGCCGCGUGGUCUUUAUGCCCACCGUCAAGAUGAGCACGUAUCUCAUCGCGUUUGUUGUUGGCGAGCUGGACUGUGUUGCCGGCGUUACAAAGCAUGGCGUGCCGAUUCGCUGCUUUGCCACGCCAGGACAAGCUGGGCGCCUUGACUUUGCUUUGGACACGGCGUGCCGCACGCUGGACAUUUAUGACGAUUACUUUGGCCAGCCCUACCCUCUUCCCAAGCUGGACAUGAUUGCCAUUCCUGACUUUGCGGCCGGUGCCAUGGAAAACUGGGGCCUGGUUACCUAUCGUGAAGUGGACUUGCUCAUUGACCCUCCCACGGCGACCAUUGGCCAGCUCAUCCGCGUCUGCACAGUCGUGACCCACGAGCUGGCGCACCAGUGGUUCGGAAAUCUGGUGACCAUGGCCUGGUGGUCUGGCCUCUGGCUCAAUGAGUCCUUUGCCUGCUUCAUGCAGACCUGGGCCGCACACCAGCUGCACCCCGAGUGGAAGCUCUGGGAGCACUUUAUCAGCCACGACAUGGGUGCUGCCUUGCGCCUCGAUUCCCUGCGUUCCAGCCAUCCUAUCCAGGUGCCCAUUCAAGAGGCCAAGGAGGUCGAAGAGGUGCUAAUUGGACGAACGUGGGGCACGUCGCAACAGGUGUUUGAUGCCAUUUCAUAUUGCAAGGGUGCCACCGUGGUGCGCAUGAUUGCGGCCGUCAUUGGAGAGGAGGCCUUCCAAAAGGGACUGCAAAUCUACUUCAAACGCCAUCAGUACGGCAACACGGAAGGCUCGGACCUUUGGGCAGCCUGGAGCGAAGCUUGUGGCAAGGACAUCAAGUGCGUAGCUGCCGACACUGAUGCAACGUUUCAUGAGUAUACUUUCUUUGUGUGUGUGUGUGUGUGUGUGUGUGUGUGUGUGUGUGUGUGUGUGUGUGUGUGUGUGGCAUUGGUGAUUCUUUCACCAAUGCCACCGCCUUUGCUUUGCUUACCCAACUCACACAUGCCCCUUCUUAUCGUUGGUCCACUUAUUUGCCUUCUUUCUUACCCGAUGGGCUUCCCAUUGUUGCGCGUGGCGCGAAGCGAGGAGGGUGGCAAGGUCAAGCUCACUCUUCGUCAGACUUGGUUCCUGGCUGAUGGCUCCGAGGUCAAGCCUGAGGAGCAAAAGACUUGGCAAUUGCCGGUGUUUGUACGCAGUGCAUCACGCGAAGAGCCCACGCUACUCAUGAUGACUUCGGCCGAAGAGUCAUUUAUCAUCGAGGGUGCUGCCGUUACCGACUGGGUCAAGGUGAAUGCCAAUCACACCACCCCUAUGCGUGUCUUGUACGACGAUACUUCUUUCAAGGGCCUGCUCGAGGCCGUCAGCAGCAAGGCGCUCAACGUGGCCGAUCGUGUCGGUCUUCUGCUGGACUAUCACAGCCUGGUGCAGAGCAACUACGCCGCUAUCCCCAGCAUUUUCCGCCUGCUCAAGGCCUACUCCAACGAGGACGAUGCCGUCGUUUGGGACGCCCUCUCCACCGUCCUCAUGGCCAUGCACAAGGUGCUGCGUGACCACGAGAUGAUGGAGCAAAAGAUGCGCGCCAUGGCAUCGGACAUGGUUGAUCGUGCUUUUGCCACCGUGGGUUGGGACACGACCCCUGGCGAGUCGGCGCUGACGCGCGCCAAGCGCACGCGUCUGGUAGAGCUGCUGGCCAAGUUUUCGCGUUCUGAGGACAUCUUGGCAACGGCACGCCGCAAAUUUGAGGCUGUUUUGGAGGACCUUGGUACCUCCGAGUGCCCUCCCGAUUACCGCGUGUCGCUGUACUCCAUGGUGCUCAAGAAUGGUGACGCUACUACGUACGACCAGCUCAUGAGUCUGUACGAACGCAGCGAGACCAACGCGCAGCGCGUCCAAGUAUUGCACGCCAUUGGCUUUGCACCAACCCAGGCACUCAAGCGUCGCACUCUCGACUGGACCACAACAAAGGUCAAGCUGCAGGACUUUUUCUACCCCAUCAACAGCGUGGCGAGUUCAUCGCACGAAGGCCAGGUCUUGGCCUGGACUUACUUUCAAGAGAAUUUUGAGCGUCUGCGGGAGAAGCUGGCCCAGGCCAACCAAUCAUUGAUGCAUGCGGUCAUUGUCUACAGUUGCCGUGGCUUCAACUCGCGUGAGCGCGUCGAGGAGGUGGCCAACUUUUUUGGCGCCCACCCCGUGCGCGGCGUGGAGCGUGGUAUCCAGCAAAUGCUCGAAGGCAUGCGCGUCAAUGUCGCUUUUGUCGAGCGCCUUUUGGCAUCGGAGGUGGCGACCGAAGAAUUCUGGACCUCGCUACCGAUGAAGCGUACGCAUGGGCAAGUUGAGCAAUUCAAAAAGGUGAACAAGUCAGGAUUGCGGCUGGCUGAACAUGUUGACGGCCCCAGUCGCAAGAUUGGCUACCAGAAAAAUUGGCAAAAGGGCACGACCGAGAAUGUGCAGCGUGUGAGAUUGAGAACAAGCAAAUGCACGGGCGAGGGAUGGGGCAUGGGCUGCUACAACAGAGAUGGCGUGCGCGCGGCAGCGCGUACCAGUCGUCGCGAGGGCACAAAUGACAAGGUGCUGGCGCAGGAGGCUGCAAAGAUGAGAAGAAAUGAGAGUGCCGCGCCGCGGGCCAAGCCAGAAACCCCGUGA